AUGAUAGUUGAUCCCAUCGUCUGGUCAUACGAUCGUCUUGACACAGAAUACGACUUCGAACUCAACAAGGUAACUAUGCGGUUGUUAACAGCUAUUCCCUAUCGUCUUGUCAGUGCUGUCCAAUGCGGUGCAGCUCAGCGGACUGGGCUUCGAAUGCUGGCUACGGCAACUCAGGCAAAAUCCAGCGGGCCGGUGGAUGAACGCGAGAGUAAAGAAAUCUACACUACCAUAGGAAUCGACCCCAACGAGCCAAAAUUCGACAAAAUUCUCAUAGCCAACCGAGGAGAGAUCGCAUGCCGUGUCAUCAAGACAGCCAAAGCUAUGGGCAUCAAGACCGUAGCUGUUCACUCCGAUGUCGAUUCUGGUUCCCUCCACGUCAAGAUGGCUGAUGAAGCAGUAUGCAUUGGUCCUGCACCUACCAGUGAAUCAUACUUGAGAGCUGACAGAAUUUUGCAAGCUGUCAAGGACACUGGUGCCCAAGCUGUCCACCCUGGUUACGGUUUCCUGUCCGAAAAUACGAAAUUCGCUGCCGAAUUGGAGAAAGCUGGUGCUGUAUUCAUUGGACCGAACUCGAAAGCUGUCCUGAGCAUGGGUGACAAGAUCCACUCGAAACAGAUUGCCACUGCAGCAAAGGUGAACAUGAUUCCCGGAUUCGAUGGUGAGAUUGAAGAUGAGGAUAUGUGUGUAAAGGUAGCUAACGAUAUCGGAUACCCAGUCAUGAUCAAGGCCUCUGCUGGUGGUGGUGGAAAAGGUCUACGUAUCGCGUGGAACGACAAGCAAGCUCGUGAUGGUUACAGGCUCUCCAAGCAAGAGGCCAAGUCCUCAUUCGGUGACGACCGAAUGCUUGUUGAGAAAUUCAUCGAUAACCCAAGACAUAUUGAGAUGCAGGUCCUUUGCGAUAAGCAUGGUCAUGCUAUCUGGUUGAACGAGCGUGAGUGCUCUAUUCAACGACGUAACCAGAAAGUGAUUGAAGAGGCUCCAAGCAGCUUUGUACCGCCAGACAUGCGAAAACGUAUGGGAGAACAAGCCACAUCGCUUGCCCUCGCUGUUGGUUAUGAUUCUGCAGGAACCGUGGAGUUCUUAGUUGAUUCGAAACGAAACUUCUACUUCUUGGAAAUGAACACUCGACUUCAGGUAGAGCACCCGAUCACCGAGUGCAUCACAGGAAUUGACAUUGUACAACAAAUGUUACGAGUAGCCUACGGACACCCCCUGCCACUUACUCAGGACCAAGUCCCUCUGAAUGGCUGGGCUUUCGAGAGCAGAGUGUACGCUGAGGAUCCUUACAAAGGUUUUGGUCUGCCAUCUAUUGGACGAUUGCACAAAUAUGUUGAGCCACGCCACGUCCCUGGAGUACGAUGCGACUCGGGUAUUCGUGAGGGCUCUGAGAUCUCUAUCUACUACGAUCCUCUGAUUUGCAAACUUGUUACCCAUGGUAAGGACCGUAACCAAGCCUUGGAUAGGAUGAUUGAGGCUCUGGAUAACUACGUCAUCCGAGGAGUCACCAACAACAUUCCUCUGCUUCGCGAUAUCUGUCAGGAAAAACGCUUCCGUGAAGGAAACAUCACCACCAAGUACCUUCCCGAGACAUACCCAGAAGGCUUCCAAGGUGCUUCCCUGAACGAGAAAGAAGAAGAUACCCUUAUGGCUGUGGCAUGCGCUCUGAACGCCCGAAAGCUUGCUCGUGCCAGUGACUGGAAGAACCACACCAAGAACCAGAUUCUCAAGACACCACCAUACGAGCGAACACACACGUUCACUGUGCAAUUACCCGGACCCGAGGGAAAAGUGAAGAGAAGCCACAAAGUCAGUGUCUACUUCGAAGAUGGAGAUGAGGAGAAGGCUAGGGUGCUUGUCGAUGGACACAAAUUCGAAGUCAACGGCAACUUGCAAUUGGCCCAACCUGUUCUCCAACUCAACACCGGAGAUAAGAUUGCGACCCAAAUUGUCUCAAAACGUGCUGGAGAAAUCACCAUCCUUUACAAGGGAUCACCUUUCAAGGUAAAGGUGAUGCCCGAGCAAGCCGUUGAGUAUCUCAAAUACAUGAAGGAGAAGCCAAAGCUUGAUCUGUCAUCCGUCAUCCUUGCACCUAUGCCUGGCGCAAUCAAGAAUGUGACAUGCAAAGUUGGUGAUAUGGUUAGCGAAGGACAGGAACUGGUCGUCAUAGAAGCUAUGAAGAUGCAGAACAGUCUGAAUGCUGGAAAAACUGGAAAGGUAAAGACUGUCAAUGUAAAAGUUGGCGACACUGUUGAUGAAGCACAAGUAUUGGUGGAACUCGAGUAGAGAAAUUGUUCGUAGAUGUUAGCAGAUUAUAUGCAUUUCGUGCCUUGUGGGAUCUAUGGUUCCCCGACUUAUUGGUGGUCAUAAAGUAUUGCUCGUUCAAAUUUACUGGUAGUGAUGCCUCGGUUUGUUAUCCUUUUAUCUAAGUCUAGAGUAUCUUUGAUUAAAUGUAUAGAUUAGGAUUGAGCUCCAUGUAUUCUGCUGCUGCCAUACAGUUGCAUCUUAAAACUGAGAUGAAUUGUUGUUGGGGAAUAAAACAUUUUCUU
Messenger RNA from Cylicocyclus nassatus, 2546 nucleotides. The record is from the annotation of a GenBank genome assembly. NCBI's taxonomy places the organism in Eukaryota, Metazoa, Nematoda, Chromadorea, Rhabditida, Strongylidae.